Molecule: messenger RNA, 2964 nt
Organism: Caenorhabditis remanei
Lineage: Eukaryota; Metazoa; Nematoda; Chromadorea; Rhabditida; Rhabditidae
Exons: 8
Coding region: 1-2964 (987 amino acids)
Source: RefSeq, a predicted model, not a curated record
AUGGAUUUGCUGGAAUUCCUCAAAAAAGAAUCGCUACUGACCGUGAAACCCCUCUCGAUUCUACAAUUGGCUCAAAAAUUCAAACGAAUGAGCGGAUCAUCGACGGAAACCGAACUGAUUGAAACCGAAAUCUAUGGUCAUCAAAGACGAAUCCCGACGUAUUCUGAGAUCGACUGGAUUACGAGAAUUCGAAUGAUGUUCACGUUGGGAUACAUUAUUUAUAAAGAAGAGAUAAAAGAGUGGAAUCUUCAUAAAUAUGGAGAAAUCAAAUUGAAUCAGAGCUCUCGAAUCUUGACAUUUGUGCCAAAAGACAAGAGUUACCGAUUGGAAGGUGAUUUUGAUGAGAUUCUCGCAGAAGAAGAACGAAUGGAUUGUCAUAUUGCAAACGGUCUCAAAUCUGAAGAUGACUUAUUGUUUCUGAAAUUUAUCGCUGAAAAGUCGCUGAAUGAGUGCGGUGUACCGAAGACAAUAAAUACCCUUCAAGGUUAUAUUCGUCAGAUUCGUUCCGCUAUUCCGCAUACUAUUUAUUUCGAUUUGGAGAGAAAAGUCAGGAUGAUGUUCGCAAUUAGUGCGAAAAUCGAAAAAGAGUUUUUGGCAGAACUCCAAAAGGACGCCUUUGUGGAUCUCGACGACCAGCAACAUAUCAUCGAAUACAGAUCAAAUGACAACAGUAUUCACUUGAAAGGCCUUCAUGAUUCUGCUGCGAAAGUGGGGACUCGCGGUGAUGAUUUCAUGGGAGCCUCAACUUCGGCGAAGAAGCCUUCCUCCUACACGCCGCAACAAUGCGAGGAUUUGUUCGAUCAUCUUGCUCUCAGAGCAUUCCAAGCCACAGAACCAUUGAAUGUGAAGAGAUUAAUCAGCAAUUACAAUAAGGACAAGGGAAUUACACAGUCGAAACUCCCGAUGAAUGCUUUCAUCUCUUCACUUUUCGAAACAAUCAAAGCGAAAGACGAUUGGUCACUGCAUCAGAGAGUUCAAAUGAUGUUCGUUCUCGGUGUGAAGCUGGAUUCCGAUUAUGUGACCGUACUUGAAAAGAAAGCCGAUGUGGUGACUGAUUAUGAGAUGAGAAUCACAAAAUAUUCUUCGCACAGAGACAAAUUCCACUUGGAAGGAAUUAAUGAAGAAAAGGAAAAGGAGGUUGAAGUAAAGGCCGAUGAACGAAUGAGAAGAAGUAGAAGAACUAACCCAGUAGUCAGCGAAGACCAGAAGCCAUUCGGAACACCGAGCAAGAAGUUAAAGUUAGAACCGAAGAACGAAGAACCAUCCGAAACACCUCCAGAUGCUCAGGACGACGCUGAUAGAACGCGCAAUGACGUGGCAGAACCCGCAGUCGUUAAAUCCGAGGAGACGAUCCCACUUCUCCACAUUCUUGAAGGCCUGAAAAUGAUGGUGGAGGAGCUGAAUUCUUUGAAUCUUUCAGCAGAUAUCAAAAAGAUUGAUAAGUCGUUGAGGGAUGCCAAAUACAAGGAUGUUUGUAUCCUCGUCUGCCAUCUGGACAUAGCUCUUCAGUCUUGCUUCCUUCUUUCUACUAAACGAUUACACAAUGUUUGGUCCGCCGAGAGUGAGAAGCCGUACGGUGAAUUCGUUCGGAUCUUCAAUAAGACAAUCUCCUCAUGGAAUUCACCGGGACUCGCCGAGCUUCAGACAAUUAUCAAUGGAAAUUUGGCCGAGAAAAAUAAGAAAUUUGUCUCAAUGGGAAGUUUUUCAUUGGAAUCAAACGAAAAGUCAUCGCGCGACAAUAUGAUUGUCUACGUCCUUCUGGCUAUCAUCGCCGCCAUCGCCUACUAUUUCUUCUCUAAAAAUGGGACGGAUGAGCCGCCGAAAACAGCUCCGAAGAGCACAAGAAGCACUCGAUCGGCGCCUAGGACGUCUUCAAGGAAACCGGUAGUGGUCACUGAGCAACCGGCUCCAGUUCCGGCUCCAGUUGUCUCAGCUCCAGAAGUUCAGCAGCCAGUGGAGGCUCCUCCAGCUCCACCAGCUCCAGCACCUGCUCCAGUCCAAGAAAUUCCUGCUCCGGCUCCUGCUCCAGCUGUAGAACCUGUACCAGAAGUUCCUGCUCCAGUCCAAGUUGCACCACCACCAUCCGAACCUGCACCAGCUCCGGCACCUGAACCAGUGCCGAUUCUCGACCCAUUGAGCUCUCCAAUCCGUCCACCAAUCGGUGGAAACUCUGUUUUAUUGGCGCCCCCGGAUAACUUCUCCGGUCAAAUUGGCGGAAAAUCGGAACGAUUGGCUCCGGAUGUUGCUCCACCGGCCCCGGCUCCACUUGCUCCGACUCCAGAAGUUCCAGCUCCAGAAGCUCCGGCUCCGGCUCCAGUUCCACAGGCGGCUCCACAGGCGGCUCCAGUCGAGUCUGUCAUGUUGGCUCCGAAAACAAAUGAAACUGCGCAGGCACCACCACCGGGAGGACCGUCAUCGGCUCACUUGCCAGUCGCCUCCGCUGGUGACACAUCGAAAAAGUCGAAGAAAACGAAAAAGAAGAAGAACAAGAAGUCGAAGGAUAAGAAAAAAUCCGCCAAUACCUCCACCAAAAACAAGAAGAAGAAGAAGAAGAGCAAGGGAAAGAGCACCUCUUCAUCAGCUGCUCCAUCCCCAGCUCAACCUGAAACCGGAGUCCAAACAGCCAACGAAAUCCGUAACGAUGCUCCAGAAUCCAACGUCAAUACUGCCCUCUCCAUCCGUUCCCCAGCCGCUCAAGACGCUCCUGAACCAGAUGUCAAAACUGCUGCCGAGGCGAAAAAUGACGAUCCAGAGACUGGUGUGAAGACGGCUGCAGAGGAUAAAAACGACGUGCCAGAAUCUGGAGUCAAAACUGCCAACGAGGCGAAAAAUGAUGUUCCGGAGUCGGGAGUAAAGACGGCUGCUGAAGAUAAGAGUGAUGCUCCAGAAUCUGGUGUGAAGACUGCGACGGAGAUGGGUGGAGGAGAGCAGCCGAAGCGAGAUGGAGGUGCUCCAAAGGAAUAG